AUGCGGAUGAUGACACGCCAAUUACUCCUCCUCCUGCCAAAGACUCACUCGCUGUCCUUACGCAAGCCCUCUGCUCAUCUUCGAGCAGCUGAUAACGCUUCACCUGAGUUGUCUUCAGGCAUGCGCCCACGCAAACGGGCAUUAUUGAGUGCAGAUGAUGCACCCAUCAAAAAAGUUGCCAUACGAGCGGCUCCUGAGGAAGAUGACUUAGACGACAACCUCAUCCCUCCCAUUGCCAAUGGAGAUGACUCAUCCACUGAUGAUUCAGAGUACACUAACAAUCUCGAUAAUGAAGCUGAAGAAGCCGACGACACCGAGGAAGCAUACCAGAAGACCAAGUCACUUGGAGAUGCAGACCACUAG
This is a messenger RNA of Suillus discolor, 363 nucleotides long. RefSeq lists its product as uncharacterized. Bases 1 to 363 code for a protein of 120 amino acids. The record is from RefSeq and is a predicted model, not a curated record. Lineage: Eukaryota; Fungi; Basidiomycota; Agaricomycetes; Boletales; Suillaceae. The transcript is spliced from 2 exons.